AUGCCCGCCGACGGAGUCUACAUCACGCCCGAGGGCAAGAAAGUCGUCAUCCCCCUCGAAAACAACCCGGACGUCUUCACCUCCCUCGUCCACGACCUCGGCGUCUCCCCGGACCUGGGCUUCUUCGACGUCUACAGCCUCGACGAGCCCGCCCUCCUCUCCCUCGUGCCCCGCCCCGCCCUCGCCCUCAUCUUCAUCUCCCCGGCGCCCAUGUACUACCAGGUCCGCGCCGAGGACGGGACCCGCUCCGCCAAGGACGGCGUGACCUACGCCGGCGCCGGCCCCGACGAGCCCGUCAUCUGGUUCCGCCAGACCAUCGGCAACGCGUGCGGGCUGUACGCCCUCAUCCACGCCGUCGGCAACGGGGAGGCCAGGGAGUACGUGCGGGAGGGCUCGCUGGUCGAUCGGUUGCUGAAGGAGGCGGAGCCGUUGAGGUGGGAGGAGAGGGCGGACGUGCUGUACAAGAGCGAGGAGUUGGAGGAGGCGCAUAUGAGGGCUGCGAGGAGGGGCGAUACGGCGGCGCCGCCCGCCGAGGAGAAGCCUGGGUAUCACUUCAUCGCGUUCGUCAAGGGCAAGGACGGGCAUUUGUGGGAGUUGGAGGGCGGGUCGGAUGGUCCUGUCGAUCGGGGGUUGUUGGAGGAGGGGGAUGACAUGUUGAGUGAGCGGGCGUUGGAGAGGGGUGUGAAGCGGUUUCUGGGGUUUGCGGAUGGGAAUUUGGAGUUUAGCAUUGUUGCGCUGGCGAAGAAGGAGUGA
Colletotrichum karsti is the source of this 753-nucleotide messenger RNA. Its product is annotated as ubiquitin carboxyl-terminal hydrolase, family 1. The record is from RefSeq and is a predicted model, not a curated record. Gene Ontology annotation, molecular function: cysteine-type deubiquitinase activity. NCBI's taxonomy places the organism in Eukaryota, Fungi, Ascomycota, Sordariomycetes, Glomerellales, Glomerellaceae. The coding region runs from base 1 to 753 and encodes 250 amino acids. Gene Ontology annotation, biological process: protein deubiquitination; ubiquitin-dependent protein catabolic process. Gene Ontology annotation, cellular component: cytoplasm. The transcript has a single exon.